AUGAAAAAAAUUGAGAAUUCUUUCAGUGAUAUUGAAGAUUUGAAUAUUACUAAGACACGUCAGAACAUUGAUUCAUGUGGAACAGGAAAUUGCAGUUCAAUUGAAACAGUUUGUAUGAAACAGCAGUUUAAAUUGUUCUUUGAUUGUGAUCGUGAAUUGCACAAAGCUUAUUCCAUCGAGGAUAUUUGA
Molecule: messenger RNA, 189 nt
Organism: Clunio marinus
Lineage: Eukaryota; Metazoa; Arthropoda; Insecta; Diptera; Chironomidae
Source: the annotation of a GenBank genome assembly